CGGCGCGGCAGGCCGGGCGGGCGGCGGCAGCAGCCGAAGAGGCCGCGGCGGCGGGUCCGAGUGGCGGAGGCGGCAAGGGCGGCGGCGGCGGGGGGCCGGGUGGCCGGGGUCCCGGGCCCCGCAGGGGCGGCAGCGGCGGCGGCGGCAGGAUGAUCAAGCUGUUCUCGCUGAAGCAGCAGAAGAAGGAGGAGGAGUCGGCGGGCGGCACCAAGGGCAGCAGCAAGAAGGCGUCGGCGGCGCAGCUGCGGAUCCAGAAGGACAUAAACGAGCUGAAUCUGCCCAAGACGUGUGACAUCAGCUUCUCAGAUCCAGACGACCUCCUCAACUUCAAGCUGGUUAUCUGUCCUGAUGAGGGCUUCUACAAGAGCGGGAAGUUUGUGUUCAGUUUUAAGGUGGGCCAGGGUUACCCGCAUGACCCCCCCAAGGUGAAGUGUGAGACGAUGGUUUAUCACCCCAACAUUGACCUCGAGGGCAACGUCUGCCUCAACAUCCUCAGAGAGGACUGGAAGCCAGUCCUUACGAUAAACUCCAUAAUUUAUGGCCUGCAGUAUCUCUUCUUGGAGCCCAACCCUGAAGACCCACUGAACAAGGAAGCCGCCGAGGUCCUGCAGAACAACCGGAGGCUGUUUGAGCAGAACGUGCAGCGCUCCAUGCGGGGUGGCUAUAUCGGCUCCACCUACUUCGAGCGCUGCCUGAAAUAGGGUCGGCGCAUACCCACCCCUGCCAGGGCCACCAGCCCCGGCGUCCCCUGCAAAUAUUUAUUGGGGGCCACAGGUGGGGGGGGCAUGGGGCAGCCGGUGGGGGAAUCCCAUGCCCUGACCUGCCACCCCUCCCUGCCACCCGCUCCUAGUUGUUUUUUUUUUAAACCACCAUGUGAUUGAGGUCGGCGCUGCCUUCCCCGACCCGCUCAGCGAUGGGAAAUGAAUUGGCUUGUCUAGCCCCACGCUGGGUGCUAUCCAGCCCCCCUAAUCUGGGCUCUGGGGUGGGAGGCCAAGGGUGGCUGGGCACCCGGCACCCCACCCCUGCACCACUGGAGGUCCCGCCAGGCUAUUAAAGGGGAAUGUUACUGCA
Messenger RNA from Balaenoptera acutorostrata (minke whale), 1071 nucleotides. RefSeq names its product ubiquitin conjugating enzyme E2 M (gene UBE2M). Lineage: Eukaryota; Metazoa; Chordata; Mammalia; Artiodactyla; Balaenopteridae. The record is from RefSeq and is a predicted model, not a curated record. The transcript is spliced from 6 exons. The coding region runs from base 150 to 701 and encodes 183 amino acids.